This is a messenger RNA of Eruca vesicaria subsp. sativa (arugula), 1239 nucleotides long. Lineage: Eukaryota; Viridiplantae; Streptophyta; Magnoliopsida; Brassicales; Brassicaceae. The record is from the annotation of a GenBank genome assembly.
AUGGCAACGAGACGUGUUAUUCCCCAACAAGUUCGAGGUGAUGACGUGGCGGAAGCGAAGAACCGUCGCGCUCUUGGCGACAUCGGAAACAUCGCUUCUCUUCCCGGAAUCGAACCAGGAAAGAUUAAUCGCCCCUUGACCCGUAACUUCCGUGCACAAUUACUCGAAAACGCUAACAAAAAGCAGAUUAAUGUAGACAAGGCUGAGGUUGUAACCAAGAAACCUGUAAGGGAGGUUCAAAAGAAAGCACGAGGUGUUGUUGUUAAGCCGACAAAACCAGUUGAAGUGAUUGUGAUCAGUCCUGAUACUAACGAGGUUUCAAAAGCUAGAGACGAUAAGAAACACGAUGCCUCCAAGAAGAAAGUCACAUACACUUCGGUUCUCAAUGCUAGAAGCAAGGCUGCUUCCAAGACUCUUGAUAUUGACUCUGUAGACAAAGACAACGACCUUGCUGCUGUUGAGUACGUUGAGGACAUGUACUCUUUCUACAAAGAAGUUGAGAAUGAGAGUAAGCCUCAGAUGUAUAUGCAAACACAGCCUGAGAUUAACGAGAAGAUGAGAUCAAUUCUUGUAGACUGGCUUGUAGACGUACACGCCAAGUUUGAUCUCUCCCCUGAGACUCUUUACCUAACCAUCAACAUAAUCGACCGUUUCCUGUCAAUGAAAGUUAUCCCGAGAAGAGAGCUACAGCUUCUAGGUGUUAGUGCUUUGCUCAUAGCCUCCAAAUACGAAGAGAUUUGGCCUCCUCAGGUCAAUGAUUUGGUAUAUGUCACAGACAACUCGUACCAAAGCAAGCAGAUUCUAGUGAUGGAGAAGACCAUAUUGGGAAACUUGGAAUGGUACUUGACAGUUCCGACACAGUACGUGUUCCUUGCUAGGUUCAUCAAAGCUGCUGUUCCUGACCCGGAGAUGGAGAACAUGGUUCACUUCUUAGCCGAGUUGGGUCUGAUGCAUUACGAUACUUUGAAGUUCUGUCCUUCUUUGCUGGCUGCUUCAGCAGUGUACACUGCGAGGUGUUUCUUGAGCAAGACCCCGGUUUGGACUGAGACUCUGGAAUUUCACACGGGAUACUCUGAACAUGAGCUCAGGGAGUGCUCGAAGCUUUUAGUUUACAUUCACUCGAGAGUUGGGGAGAGCAAGUUGCGAGCUGUGUUCAAGAAGUAUUCGAAAGCUGAAAGAUGUGCUGUUGCUUCAGCCAAGAAGUCUUCUGCCUCCUCCUGCUCCUUGGAGAUGUCUUGA